Molecule: messenger RNA, 861 nt
Organism: Clunio marinus
Lineage: Eukaryota; Metazoa; Arthropoda; Insecta; Diptera; Chironomidae
Source: the annotation of a GenBank genome assembly
GUGCGGAGGAUAUCGUCGUUAGGUUUCCAAUUUGUCGGGACGAGAAAUACAAGAUACUCAAAGAAGGAAGCUUGAAAUUUUACGUGCUAAAUCAAGAUUUUAAUUGAGUUGAAAUUGUAAGCUGUGUCUUGAAGUGGGCUUCUGUUCUACAUCAGCGGAUUAUAAAAUAGAUUCACCAUUUCGUCGACGGUGGCCAAACGAAGGCCAGCUCCGCAAAUAACGGUAGCGAGCGCCCCACAACAGGUUUUGUCACCAAAAAGAUUACGUCCGACGAAUCCUCUCGUCUUGACAUCUCCUGUUGCACCACCAUCUGUCGUGUCGACCUUACCGCCAGUAAUUUCAUCACAUUUACUAAACAACAACUACUUGUUGGCAUCUCAAUCACAAGCGGCAGCCGCUGUUGCCAACUUUUCACAUCCCCAUCAUCAUCCUCUCGCUCCGUUUCAUCAUCAAGCUUCACCAAUCAUUCAAAACCUCCCACUCCCAAUCGCCGCUAAAUCUCCAGCAUUAACUCAAAUCAAAUCAAUUAUAAACUCUUCGUCUCCUACUGCUACAAUUCCAACACAAAUUCCAAAUUACGUUGCAACUGCUCAGCAGCAACAAAUCAAGUCAAUUAAUACAUCAACGAGCUUUAGUUCACCACCGGCUGCUUCUAUUAAUCAAGCUAUAAACUCGACUGUUCAGUCGUCUAUCGUUCCAGCAUCAUCUGUUGGCUCAAAUUCAAAUACACCUUUGUCUACAAGUCCUUUAUCAACAACAUCAAGCAUGGAUCAAGUUGGUCAAAUAGGACAAAAUCCGAUGCAGUCGCAUCCAUUGUCACAGUCAAUGGAUUCCGUAAACACCGCCAGUAAUGAGGAAGAG